AUUGCUAUGGACCUGUUGCUGCUAAGUGCCUGCCAUUUCCUUAUUUUUGAAUAGGAGUAUCUAUUGAGAUUUUCCUUUCUCUGAUUCAUCAUAAGUUGUCUUUGUUUAAAGAUCAUCAGAUCCAGAGGAGCAUCACUUGAGAAACUUUAUUCAUACCUGAAUCUGAUUUAGAUGAAGUUACAGACAUCAAGCUCAAUCCUAUUACAGUAAUGGGAAUCCAGCCACCAUGUUUAGAAGUCCAACUACCCUGAGACCACCACACUGUGAGAAACCCAACAAAGCGUCAUGGAGAGACCAUGUAGAGAAGAACCAAGGAUCCUGGCCAACAUUCCAGCUGAGCUCCCAUUGGCUUACAUGUUUUCUACUUAUAAAGGACAAUGACUACUGAUGAAAGUGCCAAGAACAAUGGACAAAGCCUAGCAGCAGCUGUUGCUGAGAAGGGCGAGGAUCUUACCCCUAAAAAAGAUAGAGGAGUGUUAAAGAUUGUCAAAAGAGUGGGGAAUAGUGAGGAAGCACCAAUGAUUGGAGAUAGAGUUUAUGUCCAUUACAACGGAAAAUUUGCAAAUGGAAAGAAAUUUGAUUCCAGUCGUGAUAGAAAUGAACCAUUUGUCUUUCAUCUUGGCAGAGGCCAAGUUAUCAAGGCAUGGGACAUUGGGGUGGCCUCCAUGAAGAAAGGAGAGAUGUGUCAUUUACUGUGCAGACCAGAAUAUGCAUAUGGCUCAGCUGGCAGUGUCCCCAAAAUUCCCUCGAAUGCAACUCUCUUUUUUGAGAUUGAGCUUCUUGAUUUCAAAGGAGAGGAUUUAUCUGAAGAUGGAGGAAUUAUCCGAAGAAUCAAACGGAAAGGAGAAGGCUAUUCAUUCCCAAAUGAGGGAGCCAGAGUAGAAGUCCACCUGGAAGGCCGCUGUGGCGAGCGGAUGUUUGACCGCAGAGAUGUGGUUUUCAUCGUGGGCGAAGGCGAAGACCACGACAUUCCAAUCGGAAUCGACAAAGCCCUGGAGAAAAUGCAGCGGGGAGAAGAGUGUAUUUUAUAUAUUGGACCACGAUAUGGUUUUGGAGAGACAGGGAAGCCUAGAUUUGGCAUUGAACCUAAUGCUGCACUUGUGUAUGAAGUUACACUGCAGAGCUUCGAGAAGGCCAAAGAGUCCUGGGAGAUGGAUACCAAAGAAAAACUGGAGCAGGCUGCCAUCGUCAAGGAGAAGGGAACUGUGUACUUCAAGGGAGGCAAGUACCUGCAGGCGGUGAUCCAGUAUGGGAAGAUAGUGUCCUGGCUGGAGAUGGAAUACGGUCUGUCAGAAAAGGAGUCCAAAGCUUCAGACUCGUUUCUGCUUGCUGCCUUCCUGAACCUGGCCAUGUGCUACCUGAAGCUGCGAGAAUACACCAAAGCCGUGGAGUGCUGCAAUAAGGCCCUUGGGCUGGACAGUGCCAACGAGAAGGGCUUGUACCGGAGGGGCGAGGCCCAGCUGCUCAUGAACGAGUUCGAGUCGGCCAGGGGCAGCUUUGAGAAGGUGCUGGAGGUCAACCCCCAGAAUAAGGCCGCCAGGCUGCAGAUCUCCAUGUGCCAGAAGAAGGCGAAGGAGCACAACGAGCGGGACCGCAGAACCUACGCCAACAUGUUCGCCAAGUUUGCAGAGCGGGAUGCCAAGGAAGAGGCCAGUAAAGCAGUGAGCAAGAAGGCUUUAGAAGCGGUCACCAAUGAGAAGGCAACGGGAAGUCAAGCAGCGGAAGAGGAGAAAGCUAAAAGCCACGUAUGACACCAGCAAAGGAGGGAGGAGUCCCAUGAACUCGGCCCCUCCUCCACGGGCUCUCCCCAACUCAGGACUAAACAGUGUUCAAUGUAAAGUUCGUCAUAGUCUAUGUGAUUCUGGAAGCAAAUGGCAAAACCAGUAGCUUCCCCCAAACCACACCCUGCUGCUGUCCAGCUCUCGUCGAGGUGGCGUGGGACCACUCCAGGGAACAAACAGUGACUGUUGGCGUGAGGAGACAGCCGACAGCGGAAGUCCAGCUCAUUUCAGCUUAUGUCACCUCCCACUGCCCAAUUCAGGUCCCUUGAGAUAAUCUUAACAAUCUGGGUCUGUCUGUUAGGUUUUACAUUUGGUAGUAUUUUAAUAGCACUUCAGAAAUCUAAACGGAAAUGCUUAAUCAGUUUCUCCUUUCUUCCAGUGGGAUAGGGAAGGAAGAUGGGGUUUGGUUUUUUAAAUAAGUGAAGCCCUACGAAGGCAACUAUUGUAUUUUUAACCAGCAGAACCCGUAGCAGAGGGGUCUGGUGUCCCCUCAGGCCCACAGCUGCGGCACCGACGUAACAGCCAGAACCUCGGAGGCCGCUUGCUGACUUAGCGCAGCUCCCCCCUCAGCGAGCCAGCAUGUCCCAGAACCCUCUUCAGCAGUGGCCGUGAGCGGAGGGUUUCUUCAUGAGCUUCCUCUGCUUUGAAUGAAGUUCUGAGAGACUGAAAUGUGAAAAGAACAAUCAGAAUUGUGCUUCUUUCCUUCCUCUGUUCCUUUUAGGAAGUAAUGUUGAGCACAGUCCUGCCUGCUGGCAUCGCUACUGCCCGUGCCUGACUUCCACGCUGACCCUGCUGUGGAGAACGUGGGCUCGGACCUCGCGUGGGUUUAUUGGCAUAUCCGUUUAGGAUCCAUGCAGCAUUUUUUGUUUUCUUUUUCAAAUUACUGGCUCAGAAACAUUUGUAUACUGGUUUAUGGAACUUAUUUACACUCCUCUCUCAUGUAAAAAACAAAAAAACCUUGACUUUCUACUAUUAAGUAGCUGAAUUUUUUUAAA
Molecule: messenger RNA, 2776 nt
Organism: Molossus molossus (Pallas's mastiff bat)
Lineage: Eukaryota; Metazoa; Chordata; Mammalia; Chiroptera; Molossidae
Gene: FKBP5
Product: FKBP prolyl isomerase 5
Exons: 12
Coding region: 378-1751 (457 amino acids)
Molecular function (GO): peptidyl-prolyl cis-trans isomerase activity; protein binding
Source: RefSeq, a predicted model, not a curated record